Molecule: messenger RNA, 773 nt
Organism: Fopius arisanus
Lineage: Eukaryota; Metazoa; Arthropoda; Insecta; Hymenoptera; Braconidae
Product: ejaculatory bulb-specific protein 3-like
Exons: 2
Coding region: 100-462 (120 amino acids)
Source: RefSeq, a predicted model, not a curated record
GUCCUGAUACCACUUGAAUCUUCAGUUGGUCAUUUCACCAAACAACGAGCACAAAAUUCCCCUGUGAUUCAUAAAUAGAUACCUCAAAUAUUCUCUAUCAUGAAAGCUAUCGUAAUUCUGUGUUUCCUCAUUGGCUCUGUGAUAGCCCAGAAUUCGGGAAAAUACGAUCACGUGGAUGUUGAUGGAAUUCUCCGGAACAAUAGAGUUCUCACUAAUUACAUCAAGUGCAUGCUAGGGCAGGGCCCCUGCACGUCUGAGGGACGAGAGCUCAAAAAGGUACUUCCGGAGGCCCUGAGGACAGAUUGCGCCAAGUGCGACGAGAGGCAAAAAGCAACAGCAGAGAAAGUUAUCAAUCACCUGAGGAACAACAGACUGGCCGACUGGAAUCGUCUCGUCGCAAAAUACGAUCCAACGGGAGAGUACAAAAAACGUUUUGAAUCUCUAGAAACUAGAAAGCAAUAAAUUAAAAAUGUACAACCCCAACAAAUGAUAUUGCUGAGACAUCGAUUUAUUGAUCACUUAGUUUUAAAAUCUUAUGCAUGUAAGUCCUCAGUGAUUGGGCAGUAAUUAUAAAAUCCGUGGAAAUCCAAAAAGAUAAAUUUGUACUUGAAAUUAUUCUACUCGUCUUUUCUUCACUAGAGAUCCGAGCUGAAAGAAAUACAAUUUUUUCAUUAUUAUUAUUAAGAGUGAGAUGGUACAAAUAUCAUGCAAAAGGCUGUUACCGAUUAUAUAGCAGAGUAAAUGAAGAAAUAAAAUACAGAAACAACAACAAA